This is a messenger RNA of Knipowitschia caucasica, 207 nucleotides long. NCBI's taxonomy places the organism in Eukaryota, Metazoa, Chordata, Actinopteri, Gobiiformes, Gobiidae. The record is from the annotation of a GenBank genome assembly.
AUGCUCCAUCUCUUGACCACAGAUGAAGAGAUGGAGCAUCAGGUCCCACAUGUGGAAGUCCUGUCCUCCAUCCAGAUCAACAAACAGACACGGCCUCGCUUCCCCAAUGCGGCUAUGGGCAGGGAGAAAGGAGGCGCCGUCCCAUUAGAGCCUGGAUUCAAUGCUGCUAAAGCAAGGUGGCAGGGGGGGAAACUCAUCUCAUCUUGA